AUGCAUCUUUUGUGCUUCAUAACCAUGGCCAUGCUGGCCCUAUGGCAUUUACAACUCUCAACAUGUGAUGACAUUACGCUAACCCAACAAUCGACACAAACACAAUCUGGAGGCUUACAACAAUCGCAACAGAAUCCAAAUGGACCCGGUGUUAUGAGUUCAAAUACCCUAACGUCCGGACAAAAUAUAGGCUUAGUUAAUAGUAAUCAUCAGCAACAACAGCAGCAGCAACAACACCAUCAGCAACAGCAAACGCAUACAAAUCUUAAUCAGCUGGCCGGUAACAGCUCUCUUCUCAAUUCCCUAAUGAAUGCCAAUGGAAACGUAAAUGGUCUGCAAGGCCUAUCACCAUCGUUAAGUGGCGUUCUAAGUUCCAUGGGUAGUGGCGGUAUUAUUGGCCAUUCCGGUGGUAGCUCAAUGAGUUCUCAUGGUCUUGGAGGCGGCAUGGGUAUGGGUGGUGGUGGCGGCGGAGGAGGUAGCAGCGGUGGUCAUCAUGGUCAUGCCCUAGCCGGUUUGGCAAAUUUAGGCAUUAUUGUGCCAGGGCAUCGUCCAGGAAUUACUACGAGCGAUUCAGGAGGCCGUUAUGGACCACCCUAUAUGGGUGCAGGCAACAUGGAUGGAAAUAGUAUGCAACAAGGGGGAAGCAGCAGUAGUCUUGGCGGUUCACAAUACUA
Musca vetustissima is the source of this 674-nucleotide messenger RNA. Its product is annotated as protein Wnt-4-like. The annotation marks the transcript as partial. The transcript has a single exon. Lineage: Eukaryota; Metazoa; Arthropoda; Insecta; Diptera; Muscidae. The record is from RefSeq and is a predicted model, not a curated record.